This is a messenger RNA of Ostreobium quekettii, 1827 nucleotides long. NCBI's taxonomy places the organism in Eukaryota, Viridiplantae, Chlorophyta, Ulvophyceae, Bryopsidales, Ostreobiaceae. The record is from the annotation of a GenBank genome assembly.
AUGAGCGGGUGCUGCUGCUGGCCGCCGCCGAAAUGGUGCGGCGUGUUCGCUUUCCUGGGCAAUUUCGCCACGCCCAAGAUCGUGCUCAUCAAGGACUGGCGACUGGGCGGACUGCUGUGGGGCCUCAAGAUCCUCAUUGCGAUUUACAUUGUCUUCGAUUUGUUCACGAAACAGGCCUACCUGGAACUGUUGACGCCCACCGGCACCAUCACGCCCCUCAACUCCAACAACAGCGGUGACCCGCUCUUCAUCAAGCUUGGCAAGGAACUGUCGCCAGACACCCACCCAUACUGCUUCGACCAGUCCAGAUACUCUUUCGAAUGGGGUGGUGGAGUUUAUAAGGACUUCGAGUGCAUUUGGGCGACCCCUGCUUCCAUCGCCAGCAAGGGUGAAACUGAGACCUUUUUCACCACGUACAUGACACUGGACAAGACCUUCUUGGUGAAGCCCUUGAGUGAUGGAAGCUGUCCUAGGCCCGGCACGGGGCAGGUGCCAGAGGGCUCCGAGGAACUGGCGCAGACCACCGACGUGUGCGUCUAUGAAAAGCUGGAACACAUCUUCCCUGUGGAGCCAGAGUUUACCUCCAUGAGCUUUCUGCACUCCUACAGCACCUUGUACCUGAAAGGCUCCAAUCCAAAGACUUACAUCCGCAAUCCGAACUAUGAGGACGGUGGAAAGAUAGAGAUCACAAAGGGUAACGCCGUGGACAGAAACCUGACGACUUGGCUGAAAGUUGCUGGCAUCGACCUCGAUGCCACCCUCGACAAGCAGCCCUACAAGGGUGAGCUCAACCCCAUCUUCAAGGGCAACAACAACACGUCCUACCCAAACGUGCGCCUCUCAGGCAUCGUGAUAGACGUCACGCUGAACUACUACCAGCGCAAGCUGGCGCCCGAGCCGUACAAGUCCACCCUGAAGGGCAAGUCGGACAGCGUGGUGUGCAUCAUCGACCUCGAGCCCAAGCUGAGGUGGUCGCUGAAGGGGGCAGACGUGAGGUACAUGAUCACCAAUGCUGAAGGGCCGAUCUUCAUGCACCCCAAUGGCACCACGCAGGGUGCUCCAGGCGAGGUGGUGGCAUCGGAGGUGAACUUCAAGAGGCAGGGGCUUCAGUUCAGGUUCAGCGUGGGAGGUCAGAUCGGCCGUUUCAGCACCCGUGCGCUGGUGACCGCCCUGGUGACCUACUCAGUCAUGCUUUCCAUCGCCCAGACGAUCACCACCUUCACAGCACUGUAUGGCCUCGGCAUCAGCUCCGCCCUCUACAAGGAGUUCAUCCUCGAGACAGUGCUGUGGCGCAAGGAGUAUGCACGCUUCGCUGCGCAGGCGCUGGUGGCGGGCUACGCCUUCAUGCGAUACGACAAGGAUGCGUCGUUCAAGCUUAGCAGGAAGGAGAUCUUCAACCAGCUGAAGAUCUACUUUGGUGGAGACCUCAGUGAAGACAAGGUCGCUGCCAUGGCUGAUUUCUUGAUGCGCCACGGAGAGGACGACGAGGAUGAUGAAGAAAACACCAAGUACAGCACCAUCAAUGUGUUCGAGUGGAUCGAGAUCUUCACCGAGGGGAAGGUGUCUGUCAAGUCCUUGGAGCGCCUCAUCGACCAGGAGUACAAGGAUCCCAAAGUGCGGGAGGGCCUCGUCAGGCUGGCUAUGCAGCCCUCGAAGAUGGCAGCUCCACUGGAAUCUGCUUCCGCCACCACGCCGCUGCUAGCAGGUGGAUCUGCCGGAGAUGACUAUGGUGCUGGCGGAGGUGGCUAUGGUGCUGGUGGAGGUGGCUAUGGUGCUGGUGGCACAGACGAGUCGAAGGGCGACGUCUCCUCGUAUCCCGUCACUUAG